CUUGCUGCAACUGUGGUCGAGUGGUUAUUACAUUAAGUUAGUUUCUGGUGGUUGAUUACUCGAAUCACUUGCAAAAAAAUUGUAGCAAGUUUUUGAGAACGUACAGAACAUUCAGUAAGAUAACAUGUCAGAAACAUCCGAUGGACUCUUCUCACAAAUAACAACAAUUGUUUUAACUAUCAUAUCUGGGAUCUCCAUAUCGGUGAUGUCAGCAUCACUUUGGUUGUUGAGGAAAGCAAAACAACAAAUACGAAACCUGUCAAUGAAUCAGAAACAAGAUGAAGAUGUGAAAGCAAAACAACAAAUACGAAACCUGUCAAUGAAUCAGAAACAAGUUGAAGAUGUGUACGUAAAUCAAAGUUCAAUCAUUAAUCAAGCAAAUAUGAAAGAUGUAUCCGAAGAUGUGUAUAUGUAUUCUAUGCCAACUGAGCAACAUAUCUACACAGAUUUGAAGACAAAAUAAGCAACACGUGGUUGAUACAAACCUACGAAAUUAUUUACAAAAUCAUUAAUGUAUUAUUCUUUUGUCAAAUUCUGAUUAAUCUUUUUUUCUCUCCAACUUUAUUUCACCAUUCUUUUCUCUGAUUUUUAAUAAUUAUUGUCAAUAUUAUACACACUACUGUAAUAAUGUUGUCAAUGAACAAUUUCUUAGUUAAUUUGCAUAGUUAAUAUAGAUGAAAACAAGUAAUAGGCCUAAGUCAGUAAAUUGAGAUUAUCAAAACAAUUUUGAACGCAACCUUACCAUACAUAUACUUUUAUUGCCUUUUUUCACACAAAAAAACAAAUUUGAUGGAAAAUUCGGGAGCGGUUGAUGACAUACUAGACUAGGAAAAAAAUAAAAAAGAGGCCUAGAAAUCAA
This is a messenger RNA of Anneissia japonica, 859 nucleotides long. RefSeq lists its product as uncharacterized. NCBI's taxonomy places the organism in Eukaryota, Metazoa, Echinodermata, Crinoidea, Comatulida, Comatulidae. The record is from RefSeq and is a predicted model, not a curated record. The transcript has 4 exons. Bases 125 to 463 code for a protein of 112 amino acids.